Messenger RNA from Salmo salar (Atlantic salmon), 4213 nucleotides. Lineage: Eukaryota; Metazoa; Chordata; Actinopteri; Salmoniformes; Salmonidae. The record is from RefSeq and is a predicted model, not a curated record.
CACUGAGCUGAGCCGUCUUGUGUGAUGCCUGGCAUACUGUAGACACCUCUACUGUAGACACCUCCAGAAGGACACUGACUCCGUUCCACUCAGCCUCAGCCGGUCUCCCUCUACCUGUACUCUACCUUCACCCUGUAUGAUCCUGACAAACCGUCUUCUGCCACCUCCAUCAGGAUGAAGAACCAAAAGAAAAAGAGAGGGUUUAUUUUUCUCUUAGUCUUCUUGGUUACUCUUCCUUCCUCUUUGGGAAGGCAAAUGUCAGACUAUGCUCCUUAUUUCUACGACAACGGACCGAGCAGCACCAAUGGGAAUAUGGCUCUCUUCAGUAUCUCAGAAGACACACCAGUCGGAACACAGGUAUAUAUCCUAAAUGGCACUGACCCAGAGGGAGAUGCCGUGUGGUUUGGCCUGACCUUUGAGAAGGGCACCAGAGAAUACCUGAGAGUGGACUCCAAGUCAGGAAACAUAACUCUCAUUCAGGAACUAGACAGAGAGAAACAAGGUGAAAUCUCAGCUCUUGUUAGCAUAACAGAUGGCCGGAAUAAGGUUGUCGAGACGAUACGGGUGUUUGUCACCGAUGCAAAUGAUGAAGAACCAGAGUUCCAGAACCUGCCUUUCGCCGUAGACGUCCCCGAGGACACUCCAGCUGGAAGCAGCAUUUACAGAGUGCAAGCGGUGGAUAAAGACAUGGGCUCUGGAGGCAGUGUCACCUACUACUUACAGGGAACUCCUACUACCAAGUUCACCAUCGACGGCCACAGUGGGGUCCUGCGGAUCAAACCAGGCGAGACGCUCGACUUUGAGACUACAACAUUACACUUUGUGACGGUGGUUGCCAAGGAUGGGGGUGGACAGUACAAAGGGAAGCAUCAGGUGUUGACAUCUACAGCCACCAUAACCAUCAACGUCCUCGACGCCCAAGACACUCCUCCAGCCUUCAUUGGAACUCCUUACUUUGGCUACAUCUACGAGGUCUCACUUCCUGGUUCUGAAAUAGCCACCGUGUUUGCCAAAGAUGGAGACGAAGGAAACCCUAAUCCUAUUCAUUAUUCUAUUACCAAUGGUAGUGAGGAUGUCUUCACCAUCAAUAGCACAAGUGGUUGUAUCAGCCUAACAGCUUAUCCAGUCACGCUGAGGAAUGAAUUAUAUGAAAUAAAAGUCAAGGCCACUGAGCUGGGGCCUAGCGAGGAGCUGUUGGACUACAAUGCCAUGACUAUGGUGACGGUUCGAGUGGUGGAUCUCAACAACCACCCUCCUACCUUCUACGGAGAGAACGGGCCCCAGAGCCAAUUUGAGGUGACCAUGUAUGAGCACCCUCCAGAGGGGGAGAUCCUCAGGGGGCUGAAGAUAACGGUCAACGACUCUGAUCAGGGGGCGAAUGCUAAAUUUAAACUGAGAUUGGUGGGGCCUGGUCGUGUACUCAGAGUGGUGCCGCAGACGGUCCUCAAUGAAGCACAGGUCACCAUCAUCGUUGAAGACUCUGCUGCCAUCGACUAUGAAAAAGGCAAAUCCUUAACAUACAAGUUACUGGCUGUGGAGAUUGACACCCCUGAGAGGUUCAGUGCGACAGCUGAUAUUGUGAUUCACCUUUUGGACACUAAUGACAACACUCCCAGGUUCACCUCAGAGUAUUACAUCGCACGUAUCCCAGAGAACUCCCCCGGAGGCUCCAACGUUGUGUCUGUCACCGCCAAUGAUCCAGACUCUGGCCUUUGGGGUGAAGUCAAGUACUCCGUCUAUGGAUCUGGAUCUGAUUUGUUUCUCAUCCACCCGUCCUCAGGCAUCAUCUACACCCAGGCCUGGGCCACUCUUGAUGCUGAGGUCAAGUCCAAGUACAACUUCUACGUGAAGGCAGAGGACACAGAGGGCAAGUACAGCCUGGCAGAGGUGUUUGUCACUGUCCUUGACAUGAACGAUCAUGUUCCAGAGUUUGAUGACAGCCUUGUGGAGAGGACCAUGAUCAUCGGUGCACCUGUUAGGGUAGAGGCAAUAGAUGCCGAUGCAGAGUCGCCCAAUAACGUCAUUGAGUAUUCCAUUAUGCAAGCUGAACCGGACAACAUCUUUGACAUCAACGCAGAGACCGGAGAGAUCAAGCUCAAGUCAUACAUCAAGUCCAUGGAGAUCGUGCAGAACAUCACCAAGCAGAAGGACUGCAGGUGGUCUCUGGUUGUCCAAGCCCGGGACAGAGGGUCUCCGUCAUUCAGCACUACCGCCGUAGUCAACAUCGACAUCACUGAGGCGACUCAACUCAAGGGGCCUAUGGCAGCCUUUUUAUUGCAAAGUAGGCACAACCCAAUGAAGGCCCUAGGCAUGGUCGCUGGUGUCAUUAGCAUAUUGGUAGGGGUCACUGUCUUGAUCUCCACGGCUAUGUUCUUGCGCAACACAAAGUCCAACAGGAUAAUGCCGGCGCGUCGCAUCAUCAUCAGACGGAGACCGUCAAGAGACCGCAAGCCGUGGACGUUUAACGUACCGUUCCUUGGUGGCGGUGGAAAUGACCCAUUGAACAAGUUUGUUGUUGGCGACCCGGAAGCAGGGAGUGUCAGCAUCAACCCCAACAAAAACGUCAGACCCCGGUGCCCCAGAUCAAAGCCCAAUCCUCUGCCGCCCAGAGCCCCCUGUCUGCCUCCUCCAUCCUGUCCCUCUCUGUCCUCUAACCCCAGGCCCAGUGAGAGGCCCCGGGCUGCAGUGCCAACCGUCUCUGGGGCCCUGGCUUCAAAGGGCUCCAGGAGAUCCAGCCAGAGCAGAGAGAGCAACAUCAGCUCUGAGACUACUAAAAUUCCCGUCAGCUCAGCCCUGGUCUCUGAACUCAAAAGGAGACUGGAGCAGAAAAUCAUUGAGAGCAACUCAAGCUAUUAUUGAACCUGAUAGGUGUGGUGUGCUGGCGCUCUAACCAAUCUGUCAGUAAAUUGUCUGGACCGCUGAAUGUGCUCAGUCCUAGGAUUGCAAAACUGCAAUUGUAAAAGAAGGUUGAGGACAGUAGGUAAAUUCCCUUCAAAACUUUAUUUGUUUUCAAAGCAAGUCCUCUGUCAAAGCAAUGUUGCAACACUGUCCUAUUAUUGAACCUACUGAAUCUAACCAGCUCUACAUGUUUUCUUCAAGAUGUUAACAUAACGUUGAAUACUUGGAUCCAUGGGCCCUGGUCCAGAAUAGUGCAGUUUAUAGGGAAUAGGGUGCCAUUAGAGACACACACUCUGUCAUCCAGAAAUAACUACAGAUGUUUCUGCACUGACAUUUUGAGAUGUGUAAUGGGAUCCGUUUUAGAUAAGUCUCUGCAUUGCUGCCAUCUUGAGAUGUGUAAUGGGAUCCUUGUUAGAUACGUCUGCAUUGCUGCCAUCUUGAGAUGUGUAAUGAGAUCCUUGUUAGAUACGUCUGCAUUGCUGCCAUCUUGAGAUGUGUAAUGGGAUCCCUGUUAGAUACGUCUGCAUUGCUGCCACCUUGAGAUGUGUAAUGGGAUCCUUGUUAGAUACGUCUGCAUUGCUGACAUCUUGAGAUGUGUAAUGGGAUCCUUGUUAGAUACGUCUGCAUUGCUGCCAUCUUGAGAUGUGUAAAGGGAUCCUUGUUAGAUAAGUCUCUGGAUUGCUGCCAUCUUGAGAUGUGUAAUGGGGUCCUUGUUAGAUACUUCUGCAUUGCUGCCAUCCUGAGGGAAACAACAUGUUAACAAGAGUGACUAAGGGGAAAAGAUUACUGCAUAUUUCCUGUCAUAUUCCUGAAAAGUUUUGUUUUAUUUGCUUAAGACCCUGCAAUGUUUUCAAGAAUAGUGCUGAAAUAUGUGAUUAGGAUUGAUAUGUAGCCUAUGUUUCCAGAAUGCAAAAUGGAAUUCAAAUUACGGAAUGAAUUUGGCUAAAAGGACACCUCAAAAUAGCCUCAAUCAGCCUUGCUACUGUAGCUAGCUAGCUAGCUUGUUUACAACGAUUUGAUGCAGUCAAGAUGAGCACUACCAGAUGGCACGAUAGAUAACAUAUGGCAGCAACAAGUUUGUGUAACUAGUGCCACACACCGGCCCGUACUCCUCUCUGCACUCACCUCUUCCCCACCUUUCUACUGAUACAAACAAAGCGGCUCGAGCGAGCAAGUCUCCAUUGAAGUUUCCAAAACAACCGUUUUCUUUAAAACACGUGUAUUUCUAUCACGAUAUUAUUCUAAUAGUGAAAACAUUUCAAAUGCCCAUCCCUAAAAUGUACCCAUUUUUACUUGUGCAUCAGAUCGAAGCAAC